This is a messenger RNA of Castor canadensis (American beaver), 3741 nucleotides long. RefSeq names its product kelch like family member 9 (gene Klhl9). Gene Ontology annotation, cellular component: Cul3-RING ubiquitin ligase complex. Gene Ontology annotation, biological process: regulation of cytokinesis; protein ubiquitination. Lineage: Eukaryota; Metazoa; Chordata; Mammalia; Rodentia; Castoridae. Gene Ontology annotation, molecular function: ubiquitin-protein transferase activity; cullin family protein binding. The record is from RefSeq and is a predicted model, not a curated record.
UGCGCAGGCGCAGUUGCUGCGCGGCCGCUCCUAGCCCGGGGGAUCCUGGGACCAGGCCUCUCCGGAAGGACUGGCUCGGUGUCCGGUACUCGGCCCGUGUUCCCAGGCCCUGGUCCAGACCCAGGCUUGUGUUCCAGGCCUUGCUUGAAGAUCGGCUGGCGGCCGCGGCGACUCUCUAGCGACAGCGGAGGAGGCAGCGGGCCGUUCGCUGUGGUGCCGGCCUCGCCGCCGACCGAGCCGCGGAGCUUCGGUACGUGGUGGUUCCUCCCCCUCGGCCCGGAGCGGAACUGCUGGAGGAGUGGCGGCGCAGGCCGGAUGAGGUGAACCGGGUCAUUUAACUGCCUCCAGGUGAUGAGUCAUCAGCCUAAUAAUCAGAUUUGAGGUCCGCGGUCCUUCGUGGUCCUGCUACAGGACGGUUUCCAGUGAAUGACUGACUGCUGUGUCCCGAGGGUGCCAUAGUGACUGCUUGUCCUUGGUAAGGAAAGCGAGCUCCGUGGCCAUCCCGGUGUCCUGUAAACCAUCCAUCCAUCGCCGCACGAGCGAGGCUUUCACAUGAAAGUGUCUCUUGGGAACGGCGAAAUGGGCGUCUCUGCCCACUUGCAGCCUUGCAAGGCAGGAACCACACGGUUUUUCACCAGCAAUACUCACAGUGCAGUGGUAUUGCAAGGCUUUGAUCAGCUGAGAAUAGAAGGAUUGCUUUGUGAUGUAACCCUGGUGCCAGGUGAUGGCGAGGAAAUCUUCCCUGUACACAGAGCUAUGAUGGCGUCUGCCAGUGAUUAUUUCAAGGCUAUGUUCACAGGUGGAAUGAAAGAACAAGAUUUGAUGUGCAUUAAGCUUCAUGGGGUGAACAAAGUUGGUCUGAAGAAAAUCAUUGAUUUUAUUUAUACUGCAAAACUUUCUCUUAAUAUGGACAAUCUUCAGGACACUCUGGAAGCUGCCAGCUUUCUACAGAUUUUACCUGUUUUGGACUUCUGUAAAGUAUUUCUUAUUUCAGGAGUGUCUUUAGAUAACUGUGUUGAGGUUGGACGAAUUGCUAACACCUACAAUCUUAUAGAAGUAGAUAAAUACGUUAAUAAUUUUAUCCUGAAGAACUUCCCUGCUUUAUUGAGUACUGGGGAGUUUCUAAAGCUUCCUUUUGAAAGGCUUGCCUUUGUGCUUUCCAGCAAUAGUCUUAAGCACUGUACUGAGCUUGAACUCUUCAAGGCUGUCUGCCGCUGGCUGAGGUUGGAAGAUCCUCGGAUGGAUUAUGCUGCAAAAUUAAUGAAGAAUAUUCGAUUUCCACUGAUGACACCACAGGACCUCAUCAAUUAUGUGCAGACAGUGGAUUUCAUGAGAACAGACAAUACAUGUGUGAAUUUGCUUUUGGAAGCCAGCAAUUAUCAAAUGAUGCCAUAUAUGCAGCCAGUGAUGCAGUCAGACAGAACUGCCAUUCGAUCUGACUCUACUCACUUGGUUACAUUGGGAGGAGUUUUGAGGCAGCAGCUGGUUGUCAGCAAAGAAUUACGAAUGUAUGAUGAAAGGGCACAAGAGUGGAAAUCUUUGGCCCCCAUGGAUGCUCCUCGUUACCAGCAUGGCAUUGCUGUCAUUGGAAACUUCCUUUAUGUAGUUGGUGGUCAGAGUAAUUAUGAUACAAAGGGAAAAACUGCUGUAGAUACAGUGUUCAGAUUUGAUCCUCGGUAUAAUAAAUGGAUGCAGGUGGCAUCAUUAAAUGAAAAACGCACAUUUUUCCACUUGAGUGCUCUCAAAGGACAUUUGUAUGCAGUUGGUGGACGCAGUGCAGCUGGUGAAUUGGCCACAGUAGAAUGUUACAACCCAAGAAUGAAUGAAUGGAGCUAUGUUGCAAAAAUGAGUGAACCCCACUAUGGUCAUGCUGGGACAGUAUAUGGAGGUUUAAUGUAUAUUUCAGGAGGAAUUACCCAUGACACUUUCCAAAAUGAACUAAUGUGUUUUGACCCGGAUACGGACAAAUGGACACAGAAGGCUCCAAUGACUACAGUGAGAGGUCUGCAUUGCAUGUGUACAGUUGGAGACAAGCUCUAUGUCAUUGGUGGCAACCACUUCAGAGGAACAAGUGAUUAUGACGAUGUUCUAAGCUGUGAAUACUAUUCACCAACCCUCGACCAAUGGACACCAAUUGCUGCCAUGUUAAGAGGUCAAAGUGAUGUUGGAGUUGCUGUCUUUGAAAAUAAAAUCUAUGUUGUGGGUGGAUAUUCUUGGAAUAAUCGUUGCAUGGUGGAAAUUGUUCAGAAAUAUGACCCAGAAAAAGAUGAAUGGCAUAAGGUUUUUGAUCUUCCAGAGUCACUUGGUGGUAUUCGAGCUUGUACCCUCACAGUUUUUCCGCCUGAAGAAAACCCUGGGUCACCUUCCAGAGAAUCGCCUCUUUCAGCACCUUCAGAUCAUUCUUAGGUCCAAGGUAUAGUACCUUUACAGCGCAUCAUGGAUGAUCUCAUUGUUCCCCAUCAAUUGUAUUUUCUUAUGGUUGGUACAUUAUUAGACAAAAAGAUAACUUACAUUAUUUGUCUUGUUUUACUUAGUGUGUUUAUCAAACAUCUAACAAGUGCAUUCUGAAAAUGUAUUCAACAUAUCCAACUGUUUGAACAAAUGAAAAAAGAUCCAUAGAAAAGUAGAUGUCUUUUUGUGGUGUUAUAUAAGUCAAACUAUAUGUGACUGUAGUAAAUACAAUUACGUCCAUUAUGCUUCAAAGUUGAAUGUUUUCUCCUGAGUAAACAUCAUAGGGAGGCCACUUGCUCCAAUCUGAAAUAAUAAAAGGUUGCCAAGUUUAUUAGCAACCUCCCUCUUUGUGUAGAAUUUUGACACCUCUAACUAUUUAGGUCAUGUGAUUACAUUUAGAACAUAAUGAAGUGGCAGACAGGAGAAAUAAUAAAAAUACUAACUAGAAGAAAUGGUCCUAGACCCAAAUUUGAUCUCUCUCUAGAGUAAGAAAACAGAAAAAAUGUACACACAAUACAGAUAAACAUGACACACAUCUGUGUAUGUGUGUACAUGCAUAUAAAAUUUUUAAAUUGAUUAGCAUUUCAGUUUUAGUGAAGUUUUUAAAUUUAAUUUUUUUCUUCCGCAAAGCAGCUAUGUCUAUUUAAAUGAAAAUUCAGUACCAGAGAAUAAAUGUGUAUAUAGUCUUAUAUAGACAAAAACUUACAUUACUUUUUUGGCUUGUAUAUGAUUUUCUAUAGAGUUGUUUUUAUACAGAUUAUUUAGCAAAGUUCAGGUUUCAGAGAAUUGCUUUUGCCAUAAAUUUAACUCUGCUUUUUUUGCUCCAUAAAAUUUGUGAUAUAAAAAAACAAAAAAAACAUUCUGAGCAAAACUGUAGGAUUUUAAAUUCAGUCUCCCAACUUAGUCAUCCUCUUCAUGGUUACUUCGUGAUUGGGGUGAUGGCUGUCGUGCUGCUCAAGUCCUUGUGUAAGCAAAGGUGUGUGAUAGGCCUCAAGGCUGAGAUGUGAGCAAGCAGAAAGUAAACUCUUCUGCACCAAAUCAGAAAAAUGUUCUUUCAGACAUGUCUCAAAGACAGGACCAACUUCAGCUUCCCUAAGAAGCCAGCUACAGAAAGCCUCCAAAGUUCUCAGCAGUAAAGCAGAGCUUCACCCUUUUCAAUACCAAGGGUAUACCUACUGGUAUACCCUUGGUAUUACAUGGGGAAAUUUUAAUGGGAUUUUCCAGCAAAUACAGGAUCGCUCUGUAAUGAGUGAUUCUGAAGAGGCACUUUCCUGGAAUUAUUUUAUACAC